AUGGGUGUUUGCGUGAGUUGCCGGCGCCGCGAGCGAAAGGCACCCGAGAAGCACUGGGUGCCCGUCGCGGGCGGGCCCGCUAAGGGCGCGGUGGCAGAGUUGCUUCCGCGGCGUGUCGACCUGCAAGCCAUGGCAAACUCUAUCUCCAAUAUCAAAAUGACCAACCCUAUCAAGGGCAUCGUGAGCAAACGCCGAAAACGAUACGUGAAGGACGGCUUUAAUUUAGACUUAGCAUAUAUAACAGACAGGUUAAUAGCUAUGGGGUUCCCCGCUGAGAAGCUAGAAGGUGUUUACAGGAACCACAUAGAUGAAGUAUACCGCUUCCUGGAACAGAAGCACAAGGAUCACUACAUGAUAUACAACCUGUGUGCAGAGAGAGAGUACGACUACACCAAGUUCAACAAGAGGGUGCAAGUGUUCGCGUUCAAGGAUCACGAGCCGCCGAAGAUCGGUCAGAUCCAGCCGUUCUGUGAGGACGUCCACAACUGGCUCAGCAAGGACCCGAGGAACGUGGCCGCCGUGCACUGCAAGGCUGGCAAGGGGAGGACCGGUACAAUGGUGUGUUGUUACCUGUUGUACAGCGGGCAGAAAACGACUGCGGAUGAGGCUCUUAAAUACUAUGGGAACAAACGCACACACGACGAAAAAGGUGUAACGAUCCCGUCCCAGCGCCGCUACGUGGAGUACUACGCGGCGCUGGUCCGCGGCGGGCUCUCAUACCGCGCCACGCGGGUCCACGUGCGGGAGCUGCUCAUGUACCCGCCGCCCGCCUUCAACGGGUCACAGUGCACGCUGCAGCUGACGGUCACGCAGGCUGACCCCUUCCAUAAGACUUCUCUAGGUAGCCACGAAGUUCGUCGGCACGAGUCCGUUGCGCGCGUGGUAGCGUCCGCGUGCGCGCCGCUGGCCGGGGACGUGCGCGUGGACGUGUACUGCAAGCCCAAGAUGAAGAUGAGGAAGGAGAGGCUGUUCCACUUCUGGUUCAACACGUACUUCGUGACUGCCGGCGUAGGAGCAACAAACGUGCCCGCGCCCAUUGAUAGUCAAAAUCAGGAAACAUUCAAGUUGACGCUGGACAAGUGGCAGUUGGACGACGCGCACAAAGACAAGCAACACAAGAUGUACAGCGCUGACUUUAAGGUGGAGCUGAUAGUCCACAAGCUGCCCGAGUCGUCUACAUUCAGCGUGCCGCGCGGACCCUCACCAGCCACCUCCUCCUCCGACCCUGACACGGAGCACGAGCAGGAGUGGGACUCCGGUGAGAACUACACUACGGACAAAUAUAUAGAACAUGCCCACAUAGACCCUAAUACAGACUGCGAGGUAGCUGACGGGCCUGGACAGUAUCAUCGUGGAGAAUGCGACGCGCUCACGACCUCCGACCUCUUAUAUACCUUACGCCCCUCCCCUCCCUACUACCUCUCCAACGUGGACUAUCCCGAACACUUUCCGGACUGUAUCACAGUGAAUCGAUCGUCCCCCACACACACCGAAGCGAACACCAACGGUGAUCUAUACACCGACACCGAGCCGGUCAUGUUCGACGGACACAAACUAGCGGACUACCGGCUGGAGAAACUGCCGGAGUACACUCACAGCGGAUAUUACGAGGAUAAGGAUAACUUUAAUGUACCCGGGGAGGAGUACCGGGAAGGAGAGGGGGUAGAGUACCGCGGAGACGAAACAAAACAAUACGACAGGAACAAGAAGUGCAAGGAACCGACAAAGACGCGCCUCUCACUAGGAGACAUGCGGGCCUCGUGGAGAGAGUUCAGAAAGAAGAAGAAUAGGAACGACUGA
Molecule: messenger RNA, 1800 nt
Organism: Danaus chrysippus (African queen)
Lineage: Eukaryota; Metazoa; Arthropoda; Insecta; Lepidoptera; Nymphalidae
Source: the annotation of a GenBank genome assembly